AUGUUGGAAUUAGCAUCACGUAGUGUUCUAUUAACGGGUUUAGGAAAAAUUUUAACAUCAUUUUCACCAAUAACAUUAAUAUUAAUUACAACAUUAACAAUAUUUUUAAUAACAUAUAAUCGAAGACGUGCCAGGCUUGUUAAAUUAAUUGAAAAAAUUCCUGGUCCAGCAGCAUUACCAUUUUUAGGUAAUUCAGUUGAAAUGCAAGUUGAUCAUGAUGAAUUAUUUAUGCGUAUAUCUGGUAUGCAAAAAUUAUGGGGUAAUCGUUAUGGUUUAAAUCGUACAUGGAACUGUACUAGCCCAUAUGUUAUGUUCUUUAAACCGGAAACAGUUGAACCAAUAUUAAAUAGUAUUAAAUAUGUUGAUAAAUCACAGGAUUAUGAUUAUUUACAUGCCUGGUUAGGUACUGGUUUAUUAACAAGUUUUGGUAAAAAAUGGCAUACAAGAAGGAAAAUUUUAACACCAGCAUUUCAUUUUAAAAUCUUAGAUGAUUUUAUUGAUGUUUUUAAUGAACAAAGUGUUAUAUUAGCAAAUAAAUUGGAUAAAGAAUUAAAUUCAAAUUCAUUUAAUAUUUUUCCAUAUGUAACGCUAUGUACAUUAGAUAUUAUAUGUGAAACAGCAAUGGGUCGUAGUAUACAUGCACAAGAUAAUUCAGAAUCAGAAUAUGUUAAAGCUGUUUAUGGUAUUGGUAGUAUUAUACAGGAACGUCAAAUGAAAAUUUGGUUACAAUUUGAUUCAAUAUUUAAAUUGACAAAAAAUUAUAAAUUACAUCAAAAAUAUGUUGAAAUAUUACAUGGAUUCUCAUAUAAAGUAAUUCGAGAACGUAAAGCUGAAAUUCAAGCACAAAAAGAGAAAAAUAAUAAUAAUAAUAAUAACGAUAAUAAUAAUAAUGAAUAUGAUCUAUAUGAUGAUUUAGGUAAAAAGAAACGUUUAGCAUUCUUAGAUUUAUUAAUUGAAGCAUCAAAAAAUGACACCGUACUCUCAAAUGAUGAUAUUAGAGAAGAAGUUGAUACAUUUAUGUUUGAGGGUCAUGACACGACAUCAGCAGCUAUUUCAUGGACAUUAUUUUUAUUAGGUGAACGACCGGAUGUACAAGAAAAAGUUUAUCAAGAAUUAUAUGAAAUAUUUGGUGAUGAUAAAGAACGUCCAGCAACAAUGAAAAAUCUAUUAGAUAUGAGAUAUUUAGAAUGUUGUAUAAAGGAGGCAUUACGUUUAUUCCCUAGUGUACCAAUGAUGGCACGUUCAAUUGAUGAAGAUAUACAAGUUGGACCAUAUACAGUACCAGCUGGUACAACAGCUAUAAUCUUAACAUAUAUGUUACAUAGAAAUCCAGAUGUAUUUCCAUAUCCAGAACAAUAUAAUCCAGAUAAUUUCUUACCAGAAAAUUGUGUUGGACGACAUCCAUUCGCUUAUAUACCAUUUAGUGCUGGACCAAGAAAUUGUAUUGGACAAAAAUUUGCAAUAUUAGAAGAAAAAUGUGUACUAUCAACUAUUUUAAGAAAAUAUAAAAUUGAAGCGGUUGAUCGCCGUGAAGAUUUAACAUUGCUAGGUGAAUUAAUUCUAAGACCGAAAGAUGGUUUAAGAGUUAAAAUAACAAGGCGAGAAUAAAAAAAAAGCAAUAAACAAUGAAAAUAAAAAUUUAUAUGAAAUUUGUAUAUAUGUAUCUGUGUACAUAUUAUGUAAAAUAUUUAAAAUUUAUUAUUAAUGUAUAAAAUUCUAAUUGUAUAUAGUUAAAAUGUGAAAAAAAAAAUAAUAGGGUUUAUAAGAAUAAUAUCCAAAAUAAAAUAAUAUCAAAUUAAAUACUUUGACACUUAUAUGCAGAUGCGUCCAGAAAUAAUUUGUAAUUUGUACGACUUCAAUAUUCGAGAUUAAACAGAUUGAAAUAGUUGAUCCAGUAUAAAAUUAACUCUGGUAUAAAAUUAAUUAAGGGGCUGACAUUCGUUUUUUUUUUCAAGUGUCAGCUCUUGGGAGUAAUUUCGGCUCUUUAAUCAGAAAAAAAACAAUCUACCUAAACAGUCUUAAAUAUACACCAUACAUUCGAAUAAAAAUUCAACAAAUUAGAGAAGGAUAUUCUCAAAUAAGAAGCACUUGGAGAUUGCGAAGAAAUGUCACUUGUCAAAUUGUUCGAGAGAGAGCAAAUAAUUUCACUAUAAUAAAAAUUUCUUAUUUAUCCAGGUUCAGCUGUUAAUAAUUGACAAAUGCAAACACAAAUCAUGUUCCGUCCCGUCCAUUAUUUUUGACAUUAUGCCCAUUUCAAAAGGAUUUUAUUUUUAAGAUUUCAAAUUUGUAUAUAUAACUAGAACUACAUAAAAAAAAUUUAUUUAAUAAUGGUAUAUUUAGAAGUUGUUUAAUAAUAUUUUAAGAAUG
Messenger RNA from Condylostylus longicornis, 2367 nucleotides. It is a transcript of the gene Cyp4c3, whose product is annotated as cytochrome P450 4c3. The coding region runs from base 1 to 1608 and encodes 535 amino acids. NCBI's taxonomy places the organism in Eukaryota, Metazoa, Arthropoda, Insecta, Diptera, Dolichopodidae. Gene Ontology annotation, molecular function: iron ion binding; oxidoreductase activity, acting on paired donors, with incorporation or reduction of molecular oxygen; heme binding. The record is from RefSeq and is a predicted model, not a curated record. The transcript has a single exon.